This is a messenger RNA of Pundamilia nyererei, 4539 nucleotides long. It is a transcript of the gene bmp3, whose product is annotated as bone morphogenetic protein 3. Lineage: Eukaryota; Metazoa; Chordata; Actinopteri; Cichliformes; Cichlidae. Gene Ontology annotation, cellular component: extracellular region. The coding region runs from base 373 to 1764 and encodes 463 amino acids. Gene Ontology annotation, biological process: osteoblast differentiation. The transcript is spliced from 3 exons. The record is from RefSeq and is a predicted model, not a curated record. Gene Ontology annotation, molecular function: growth factor activity; cytokine activity.
UGAGACUGAGGGACGGUUGACUGCUGGACCUGAAAUCAGCUUAGAGUCGGAGAGGCGCAGUUUUUCUCCUUCUGCUUUCUCACACCUCAUCCUGCGCGCCGGAACCUUUUUAUCAUUAUUAUUUUUAUCUUUUUACUGACUUCAUUCACUGACUCAAACACAUUUAGACCUGCAACUUAUCAAAAGUAGAGACAACUUGGAUAACGCAUCUUCCUCUCUUGUUGUGACCGGUGUCAAAGGUGAUGGUGUCAUUUUCUUGCAGAGGACUCAGGUGAUGGUAUGUGUUUCUGGAGAUAGGGGCCACUUUCGGAAACGUGUUAGUUUUUCCACAGCUGUUAUUUUUUCGUUUGCUACGUUUCGUUUGCCUCGAACAUGGCACUCUACUCUCGAUUUGUGAUCGUGCUGCUUUACGGAUGGAGUUAUUUGUGCGUUGGAUUGUGCGCGAUGCUGAAAACGGACAAUAUCCCCGAGAGACGAAAGGUGGAUUUUACGCAUUCGGUGGAUAAAAAAUACGCGACAAAAGAAGACCGGGAUGCGCUUUUACAGGAUACGAUGACGGAGCACAUGCAGAUGCUUUACGCGAAGUACAACAGCGCUGGAUUUCCCUUCAAGGACGGCAACACUGUUCGUAGUUUCAAAGCGCAUUGGGGUACUAUAAACAAGAAACAGCUGCAGAUUUUCAACCUCACCUCCCUCACCAAAUCAGAAGACAUCCUGUCAGCUACUCUUCAUUAUUACAUUGGAGACCUUCAGAACAGCACCCAGGGCUGCUCCAGGUCCAAAAGCUGCGCUCGCCAUGGUCCCAGGAGGCACAGCCACAUCCACAUGGUCAUCUGGAGCUUUGCAUCUGUGGAUAACAAGAUGAGGACUCUUGGACAUUUUCGGAUCAAUGUGUCCACCCUCUACAGGGACUUCAUAUCUUGGCAGUGGAAGGACAUAACUCGUGUGGUCAACCAGGCCAAACACCACGACGAGCUGCUUAUUGGGAUUGAAGUGGCUUCACAAGGUUCCCAGGCGUGGAAGAAGCUCCUGUCAGACCGCUCACCCUACAUCCUGGUCUAUGCCAAUGACUCUGCCAUUUCAGAGCCUGAAAGUGUGGUAGCUAAUCUCCAGAGGCCCCACUCAGUGAGAGGUGAGGGCUCCAUUUCACACGGCUUCCAUAAACUGGGACUACAAGAGCAAAACGACACCGAAGGACAGCCGCAGCCCAGACACAGGCGCUCAGUGAAUGUUCUCCUACCUUUGCAAAACAAUGAACUUCCUGGUCCCGAGUACCCAUAUGAGACGACCGGCUGGGACGAGACAACUCCCUACGAACCAUUUGAAAACAAACAGGCACGCCGGCCGCGUAAAAAGACACGCAAGAAUCAGCGGCAUAAGAUGCCCUUGCUACAGUUUGAUGAGCAGACGAUUAAAAAGGCGCGAAAGAAGCAGUGGAACGAGCCCAGGAACUGCGCUCGGAGAUACCUGAAAGUUGACUUUGCCGACAUUGGAUGGAGCGAAUGGAUUAUAUCGCCCAAGUCGUUUGAUGCCUAUUAUUGCUCAGGGUCCUGCCAGUUCCCCAUGCCAAAGGCUCUGAAGCCAUCUAACCACGCCACCAUCCAGAGCAUAGUGCGGGCGGUGGGCGUCGUCCCAGGCAUCCCCGAGCCGUGCUGUGUCCCCGAGAAAAUGUCUUCCCUCAGCAUCCUUUUCUUUGACGAGGACAAGAAUGUGGUGCUGAAAGUCUACCCCAACAUGACAGUAGAUUCCUGCGCCUGUAGAUAGUUUCUUUUUCCUCCCAGGCCUCAUCGCACACACCUCGUGUCAUAAAGAGAAGUAAAAAACAAACAAAAAACCCCACAUACAGCCAUAAAGACGGUCUCUUCUCCUGUUUCUACAGUCAUACACUCACUCAGAUACAAAUAACAAGUGAAUACAACUUCCCUUUUGCACUGGAGGAGAGCACCGCCUGUUGUUCCAGGUGACGAUGUGACUGUCAGUGGGAAGAAAUGGAUCACGUGAGUUAUCCUAGUAAAAGUUGUAUUUUAAACGUAUUUAUCAUCGCUGCUCAGUUAUCAGUUGGGCGACGGCAAGGUGGAUGCGAUCAUAAACCCACUAUCAAGGCAUACAAACACCAGCUGAGGCAUAAAAGAGACAAAAACUGAAGGAAAAUAUUCACUUUUCAGGAAAAACCAAAAAGAUCUUCAUUUCAGCUGGUGCCCGUGGGAGGGCGAGGUGGUUGUACUCAUCUUUCUCUCCUUCACAGCUUGAAGUUGUCACCUCCAGGUCACCUCUGCUCGCAUUUGCAUGGUUUUUGUUACUAUGUGUAAGUAUUUAUGUCUGUACUAUCACUGUGUUAUUCACCAUACGAGAAUUUAUUGUAUCAUUUUUUGGCUUGGCUGCUAUAAAGGAUUAUAUUAGAUUCCAAAGCCAGAAUUGUGACGUAGACUUUUAGGUUGCUUUACAUAUUUAUGUUUAACUCUGUUGUUGUACAGAACCAACAUUCUUUUUUUUUAGAGUUUAUUAUAGGUGGAAGAGUAAGCUACAUUCAUAUGGUCUCCUCAUUAACAGGGACAUUCUGAGGCAUGUUUUGCUUCUCCAAGAAAAUGAAAAAGCUUCAUGAGUAAACCUCGUAGGUGAGGCCAGAUUAACUUGUUAGCAUGAGGCCAGAACUGCAAAAAUUAAUGCUCAGUGAGAGGCAGCUGAAGGAGAAAUAUGUUUUUGACGUACUCUUCUGUUAGAAACUGAUGGAAAGUGUUGCGUGAGGUCUCGGAGGUGGAUAACAUUUCUGAAAAAGUAACUUGGCUGCCUUUAAAACCCAGCAGAAGAUGGAUUUUUGCAGGGGUGCAACUUCUGCUGGGACGUUUUUCUUCUCUGCGAAGCUCCGCUUCAAACUCAGUUACGUUCUGAUCCGUUUCAUGAAAACACCAGUAUUACUGAGGACCAGAAACUUGUGGGGCUGCGCUGUAGGCAUUUGGGGGGAAGAGCUUUAGGACGGGCUGACAGCUUUAAGCCAUUCAUUCGUACAAAUUGGUAGAUGGCUUAAAAUAAAUGAACACUCCAACUAUCAGGUCAAAAUGAACUUUUUUCAGUGUUAAAUUGAGCACAAUUUGCAGUAAACUGCCUGCUACCAAACUUAGCAAAUUAAUUUUUUUAUGAUUCAUUUAAAUACUCUCCUCCCAAAAUUUUAUUCUCACAGGAAAAAAUACAUAUGCAAGUUUUUCUUUUUUACCUGUUUUUCCCCAAAAAAACUUCUUGAAGGUAUAGGAUGUUGAAAGGUACCACUACUCUGACUUUUACUUGGAUUUCAGUUUCACCUCUGUGCUGUUUUUCAGCUUCAAGAAAAACAGAAAAGUGGUACUUGGUGCAAGCUACUAGCAUCAGCUGGGUACAGUGGUGGCAGUAGAAAAAAUGAGAUGAAGCAAAAACAAGCUGUGCAUUAUUAUGUCCUUUCUGUUAUUCACGUUUUGAGCAAUAUGACCGUCAUUAUUAUUACUGUGUAUUAUUCUACAGAGUGGGUUUUACAUAAAUCAUUAGAGGGUGUGUUAUUCGAGUCAGAUCAGCUACAAACAACAGGCACACCUGGAGGAGCAGUUAACGUGUCGUAACCUUGCCUUGAGUUGUGCGUUAUUGUCACAGUUCAUAGAACCAAAUAUUUAUUCAGAGCAAAUAGACGUAAUUAUAGCAGCGUUUUUUAUCUAUACACUUGUACAUUGCCUUUGUAUAUAGCUCACUCUACUACAAUGAUGCGUCUUUGAGAUAGAAGUGCCUUUUUGAAUGGGUGGAUUUCUGCUUCACAAAAAGUUCGAGUUGAUUCAUCGUGAAGCUCAAGUCAAAGCAAGCAGCUAUUUUCUUAUGGUACAAAAUAGGCUCCAGAGUGAACAUAGCGCGUAUUCUUUUGUGGAAUUUAUUCUCAAAUGUAUUUCAAACAAUUUUGAUAAUCCAGAGACAUUUAUUUUGUGUCAAUACCCGAGGGCAGAUUGUGUAACUUUCUAUAUUUUGUACUGACACGUUUUACAGUUUGUGCUUCCUCGUUUUGUGCCGACACGAUUUUUAGAAAUGCAUGUUAUAGAAUGAAGUGGCUUCCUCCGUUGGUGCCAGUACAACUUUGCAGAUGUGACGACUGCUGACGCGUCACUUUUUGGAUCCUUGCUUUUUCUGCAUUUGUGACUCAACUUUCCGAGUAUGAAUCGGCGCAGUCAUCUACAGCGCAGCGCAUCGACCUUUACUUCACUGUUUCAUCUUCUCGUGUAAAUGUUGUGCUGUAGGUUAAACAAAGAAAUGCCUGUACAAUAAGCUUCAUAAAAUAUAUUUGUAUAUGGAAAAGGCCUUUAACAUGCAUCUAUUUAUUUUCUCUAUGUUGCAUAUCUUGUAAAGGUGUGGUCUGGGAAAGGGGGGGCCGAAGCUCAGAAAUGUCGAUGGUCUUUAUAUCUGCGAUGGACAUUUGUCACUACUGACUAAAAGUGUGGUGAACUGUUUAAAGGUCUCCCUCCUCUGAGCUCGGACCCUCCUUCCAAAGCAUUCAAAGAAAUGAAUAAAAGUAUGCAAGAACAAAAUCUA